AUGGAUAUCUUCCAAGGUGUGCCAUUUUAUGGGCAGCAUACUUCAGUAGACUUCACAAAGAUGUCUUCUUCUGCGUCAACACCAUGCUCAAUAUCAUCAUCUAAUACAUGGAGUCAUGUACGUCCUCAAAUUGCAACUAACUAUCAGCAUCUGAGGAAACUUAGCGAAUGGGGAAUUGAGGCUUUGCAGGAUACUUCUCCAACGGUUGUAGGCCAGGAAAGGUUUGAUUCCAAUGAUGUUUUCAUUGAUGAUGACUAUAGAAAAGAUUUCCAAUUCGACUUUCAAGAGGAUACAAAAUGGGAAAAGCAAGUUGAAUUAAUCAUGAAACAACUCCCAUAUGGUGAUAUGGAUACAUUCAUUGAUGAGUUUCAAUAUGAGAUCAUAUCCUCUCAACAAUUGACCAACUCGUUUGGGUCCAAUAAAUACCUUUUCAACGCUCAAAAGUCUAUUAUGAAUUUUACAAAAGAAAAUGACACUUCCCUGAGAAAUAAUAAGUCUAAGACACUUCCAACUAAAUAUGGACAGCUGCUUAUAUCGGGUAAAAAGUACUUUUUGCAGAGAUCGGUUCCAUACAUCUUUACCAUGCUCUUCGUCAGGAAAACCCUUAGAAAAAUCCUUUACAAGAAAAAUCUGAAGAGAUCGUCCGUUAUAUCCCUAUUGAUGAUUGCCGUAUAUCUCGCUUUACAACAAGAGUUUUUUCAUGUGAAAUACUCUAAGUAUGCAGCACUUAUGAACUUACGUCAAUUGAACAGUGUAUUGCAAAGUAUGGACAAAUUGCUAUAUCGAUAUCACCUGAGGUUCAAAGAGUUGACUAUAUAUAAGCCAAUUGCAAUCACACAAAAUCAUGGAUUCGGUUAUGAAGAUGCAAAAUCUCUUGCUGUAAUAAAUGAUAUUCUGCCCUGUGCUCUUGAUCAACUAUUUUACAGAUUGAAGAUAUCAGCAAGUAAUAUUCUACCUAUUAUCAAUACAUCUCAGUUGACAAGUUACACCAGCAUAUACAACUUGGAUUUACAAAAGCUUUACGAACUUAUGUGGACAACAGAUUCCCUAGAUAUCAGUGAAAAAUUAGAGAGGACACAAUAUAUGAAGAAGUUUUUACUGUGUUGUCUUCUUUCUAUCAAUGAUAAUAUUCCUCACCAAGAUCACGAGGUUGUUAGCAUGUUGGAUAAAAUAUUCCCUGAAUAUCGGGCAGAGACAAAAUCUGACAUUGAAAAGUUCCAAAUUAUAUCUAAAGAACUUGGAGCAUUAAGACAGGCAAUAUCUGCGGUAUUACCUAUUCUUCAUCAUAACAAGUAUCUAUUAUUCAGUCUUACUAGCGAAUUCACAGGUUCAUCAUCAGAACCCCAGAAAAGAGAUACACAGAUAAACCAGACACUUUCACGACUAAUAGAACUCCAGAGAUAUUUAAUGAAGCAAACUACGAUAUGUGAUGACGUAAGUGAUCAUCUGGCAAAUGAACUAACAUCCUUACAAACAAUAUGGACAGAAAAACGAAUGGACAAAUCGCGUAUUCGUGAUUCAAAGAACUCAAAGGUUCAUCAUAGUCAGAAGGCACUACGGCCUCCUAAUCAAAGGGUUUUUAGCAACGGUCUAAAUUUAGAUGUUGUCAAAACCAAUAAAGAGCAUAGAGAGAAUGCUUUUGUUUUAAGUUCGGCUCCGAAACUCACCUCUUUAGUUGAUGUAUUGCAAAUUGAAGAGACUGGAUCUGAUAUUGAGAAAGACCACGAAGAAAUAGUAUAUGGUGACGAAAAUGAUAACUCGAUAAGUUCCAAUAAGGAUCUAAAAUUUUCUAGAUUUACGGAUGAUCAACUACGGUACGAAUUAAACCAACGAAUACAACAUCUGGCAAUCGAGAAUAAGAAAAGUCGAGAAAACUUACGGAAACAAAAGAGUUUCGAGCUGAUGAACAGAAAGAUAGAAAAUCAGAGCAAGGGCUGGAUCCCAUCUGAAUCUCAAGCUCUGUUCACCUCAGAAGAGAGUAUUCCAGUUCUUUUCGAGCUAAAACAAUACCUGAACAAUAAUUAA
This is a messenger RNA of Kluyveromyces marxianus DMKU3-1042, 2025 nucleotides long. It is a transcript of the gene INP2, whose product is annotated as Inp2p. The transcript has a single exon. The record is from RefSeq and is a predicted model, not a curated record. Gene Ontology annotation, cellular component: peroxisomal membrane. Gene Ontology annotation, biological process: peroxisome inheritance. Lineage: Eukaryota; Fungi; Ascomycota; Saccharomycetes; Saccharomycetales; Saccharomycetaceae. The coding region runs from base 1 to 2025 and encodes 674 amino acids.